Lagopus muta (rock ptarmigan) is the source of this 3307-nucleotide messenger RNA. It is a transcript of the gene AGPS, whose product is annotated as alkylglycerone phosphate synthase. The transcript is spliced from 21 exons. Bases 343 to 1953 code for a protein of 536 amino acids. Gene Ontology annotation, biological process: lipid biosynthetic process. The record is from RefSeq and is a predicted model, not a curated record. NCBI's taxonomy places the organism in Eukaryota, Metazoa, Chordata, Aves, Galliformes, Phasianidae. Gene Ontology annotation, molecular function: FAD binding; alkylglycerone-phosphate synthase activity.
CCCCCGGCACCGGGCCCGGGCGGCGGGAUUUUGUGUGAGGAGAGCGCGCGGCGCUCCGGCCAGCCCCGUCCGUGCCUCAGCGCGGGCGCAGCGGCGGUGCGUUCCCCAGAGAGGCCUUAAGGAGAUAUAAAUGAAGAACCCUGGAAUCAGCAUAUGAGGCACACGCUCCAUUCCCUUCUCACUUUGUGAAGCUGUAUGAUGGACCAUGGAUUGCCGCUUGGUUGUUGGAGAAGUUGACAAGAAAUUCUGAAGUGGAAUGGAUGGGGAUAUAAUGACUCUAAAUUCAUAUUCAAUAAGAAGGGUCAAGCAGAAUUCACAGGAAAGAGGUACAGAUUAGGUGGUAUGGUAUUACCAACUUUUAAAGAAUGGAUAGAAAAAACCUUUGGAGCAAGUCUGGAGCACAAAACUACCUCUAGAGCAUCUUUAAAUGUUAAUGAUGUACCUCCAUCUAUUGUAAAUGAAGAAUUUCUUCAGGAUCUUAGAGCCACUAAAAUCUCAUAUUCACAGGAUGCAGAAGAUAGGGUAUUCAGAGCUCAUGGUCACUGCCUACAUGAGAUAUUUGUACUCAGGGAAGGAAUGUUUAAGCGAAUUCCUGAUAUAGUUGUAUGGCCUGUUUGCCACGAAGAUGUAGUUAAAAUUGUGGAAUUAGCCUGCAAACAUAAUCUGUGCAUAAUACCAUUUGGAGGAGGAACAAGUGUCUCUAGUGCCCUUGAAUGCCCUGAAGAAGAGAAAAGAACAAUUGUCUCUCUGGAUACAUCACAAAUGAAUCGGAUUCUCUGGAUAGAUGAGAAGAAUUUAACAGCAUGUGUGGAAGCUGGCAUUAUUGGACAAGAUUUGGAAAAACAGCUUUCUGAAAGUGGCUUCUGUACAGGACAUGAACCAGACUCCAUGGAGUUCAGCUCAUUAGGAGGAUGGGUAGCAACACGAGCAUCAGGCAUGAAGAAAAACAUCUAUGGAAACAUUGAAGAUCUGGUGAUUCAUAUAAAAAUGGUAACUCCCAGAGGAAUAGUUGAAAAAAACUGUCAAGUACCUCGCAUGUCAACAGGACCUGAUAUCCAUCACUUUAUUAUGGGAUCUGAAGGAACUCUGGGAGUGGUUACUGAAGUUACGGUAAAGAUUCGGCCUCUUCCUGAAUACCAGAAAUAUGGCUCUGUGGUCUUCCCCAACUUUGAACGAGGGGUGGCCUGCCUAAGGGAAGUGGCAAAGCAGAGAUGUGCUCCUGCAUCAAUUCGCCUUGUUGACAAUGCACAGUUUCAAUUUGGUCACGCUCUUAAACCACAAGUUGCUUCCAUUUUUACAUCAUUUUUGGAUGGACUGAAAAAAUUCUACAUCACAAAGUUCAAAGGAUUUGAUCCCAACAUCCUAUGUGUAGCUACCUUGCUCUUUGAGGGUGACAGAGAGAAGGUUCUUCAGCAUGAAAAACAAGUCUAUGACAUUGCCACCAAGUUUGGUGGCUUGGCAGCUGGAGAAGAUAAUGGACAGAGAGGAUAUAUGCUGACAUUUGUCAUUGCUUACCUUCGGGAUCUGGGCCUGGAUUACUAUGUAAUAGGAGAGUCGUUUGAGACAUCUGUUCCUUGGGAUAGGGUUUUAGACCUCUGUAGGAAUGUAAAGGAAAGGAUAGUGAGAGAAUGCAAAGAAAAGGGUGUUCAAUUUGCUCCCUUUUCCACCUGCAGGGUGACACAAACUUACGAUGCAGGUGCAUGUGUCUAUUUCUACUUUGCUUUUAACUACAGAGGGAUUAGUGAUCCUAUUCAUGUCUAUGAAGAAAUUGAGAGGGCUGCUCGAGAAGAAAUACUUGCCAAUGGAGGAAGUCUGUCACAUCACCAUGGAGUAGGCAAAUUGCGGAAGCGCUGGAUGAAGGAGAGUAUCUCUGAUGUUGGCCUGGGAAUGCUGAGAUCUGUUAAGGAAUAUGUGGACCCCAAUAACAUCUUUGGAAACAAAAAUCUUUUAUAAAGCCCUUCACAAUGUGGUGUACUGAAACUUCUUCAAAAUUACCGUUGAAAUUCUUCCAUGUUCAUUGUACUGAUAUCCCAGUAAUCAAAUAUAACAUAGCCGAAACUUUAAAACUAGUAUCUUACAUUGAUUUUUGCCAUCCCCUGCUCCCCAAUAAAGUUUAAACAUUGCUGUUAACGUUUAUGGAUUUUUACUUAUAAUGCUCUUAAACAACCCACUGGGCAUAAAGUACAUUACCAGCCAGGAAAUGCUAAUUUGAUUUCCCAAGUUUGGCUAGGCAACACAGCUGACAAUAUUUUCAAUGCUGGAUACAGCCAGCUGUUUCUUACUAAAGCAUCCCCCUGCAAGGAGAACAAAGACUGACAACAGUGUUUUCUACAGAAGCAGCUGCUCAACCCAGCCUCUUGCUAAAGGAAAGCUGCUAGGAGACAGAUGAGAUUACACCAAGGAGUACUUCUCUGUGCUGAAGAAUUAGGUAUGUAACAGAUUUGUAACCAGCGAAUACUUAAAGCACAAAUGUAGGCUUUAAUCAAAAAAGACGAUGCAAGCUAAACUGUUUCUAAAAAACUCAGUCUCCCACCUUAAUAACAGCUGGAAAAUUGUAAACAAUUGAGCUGUUCUAAGUUGUAUUUGCAUUGCUGGGAUUAUCUUAAAUUAAGCAUAGGUCAGUCACUGUAAGUUUUGUACAAUCGACAUUUCUCACUGUAUGUUAAUAACAGGUUUGUAACAAAACUUUGCCUUCAUCUGUACUGCAGUCCUAGUGUGUAUGGUUUUGCUCCUGUUUUUGUUUAUUUUGCAGAAAUGCAAAAUAUCUUUUUCAGUAAAAGAAAAACAGAUUUUGGCUUUUCAAGUGAAACUGCCCAGCGCUGUCUUUUGAAACAGUCUCAAUGGUUUAAUAAAACUGAAGUGGACAUACUAUCAUUCUGAAAGUGAGGUUUCCCUUUUUAGUUUUGUACAGUUUCCUAUGGCAUUGAUGAAUCAUUUGUCUACUUCACUAUUAGCCACAACUUUAAUUAUCCAUUUAACUUUAAGAAAAUGAAAUAUUUUCUUGAUCAGUAUGGUAUGCGAGUAAGCAUUUUUACAUGGAAACUUGAAUCUUGAUCAGUAAAACAAACUAAAAGUAUUUGUCAGUACUCAUGACACAAUUGUAGGGUGGUUAUUUUCUUAAAGCAUGUUAUUAACCUUUUUGAUAAUUAAUGUAUAUGAUUGCAUAAGAAGAAAAAAAAACCCAUGAACUGGCCUUUGAGGACACAGUCUCUCUAGCCAACUGCUUCACAACGCUGUAGUGUCAGUUUGGACACCUUUUUUUAUUAGUAUUGCCCUUAAUGAGAUGAAAAAAAAAAGUAUUGUUUUU